UAGGGCAGCCAAUGGGACGGGGGAACAGGUGGAUUGACAUCUUGAGCACAUGAAGACCGCUUACGGCGCUUUCCUCCCUUGAUAAAGUCACGUUGUACCGUACCGUACCUCUCUCUGUCCCUCUCCCAAGCCGCGGUGUAACUCUCAGCACUCCCGAAACACACCACCAAGAAACCAACCAUGUCUGAGAAACUUGCCUUCAAAGUCGCUGACAUCAGCCUUCACGAGUGGGGGCGCAAGUGCCUGGACAUCGCCGAGAACGAGAUGCCCGGUCUGAUGAAGAUGAAGGAGCUGUACGGGAAGAGCAAGCCGCUGACGGGCGCGCGUAUCGCUGGCUGCCUGCACAUGACCCUACAGACCGGCGUGCUCAUCGAGACACUCACCGACCUCGGAGCUGAGGUCCAGUGGUCCAGCUGUAACAUCUUCUCCACCCAGGACCACGCUGCCUCUGCCAUCGCCAAGACCGGGGUCCCCGUGUACGCGUGGAAGGGCAUGACGGACGAGGAGUACGUGUGGUGCAUCGAGCAGACCAUCUACUUCAAGGACGGCAAGCCCCUGAACAUGAUCCUGGACGACGGCGGCGACCUCACCAACAUGGUGCACCAGAAGUACCCCCAGCUGCUGGCCGGUAUCCGCGGAGUGUCUGAGGAGACCACCACAGGAGUCCACAACCUGUACAAGAUGAUGAAGAACGGAGACCUCAAGAUCCCUGCCAUCAACGUCAACGACUCUGUCACCAAGAGUAAGUUUGACAACCUGUACGGCUGCAGGGAGAGUCUUAUCGACGGCAUCAAGCGCGCCACCGACGUCAUGAUCGCCGGGAAGGUGGCCGUGGUGGCCGGCUACGGAGACGUGGGCAAGGGCUGCGUGCAGGCGCUGCGGGGCUUCGGCGCCCGCGUCAUCGUCACGGAGGUGGACCCCAUCAACGCCCUGCAGGCCGCCAUGGAGGGUUACGAGGUGACCACCAUGGACGAGGCCUCCAAGGAGGCAAACAUCUUCGUCACGACCACGGGCUGUGAAGACAUCAUCCUCAGCCACCACUUUGAGAACAUGAAGGACGACUCCAUCGUCUGCAACAUCGGACAUUUUGACUGCGAGAUCGACAUGGCCUGGUUGAACGCCAACGCAGCCAAGAAGAUCAACAUUAAGCCCCAGGUGGACCGCUACAGGAUGAAGAGCGGACGUCACAUCAUUGUCCUGGCCGAGGGUCGCCUGGUCAACCUGGGAUGUGCCAUGGGACACCCCUCCUUCGUCAUGAGCAACUCCUUCACCAACCAGGUUCUGGCCCAGAUCGAGCUGUGGACCAACACCGCCAAAUACCCCCUGGGAGUCUACUUCCUGCCCAAGAAGCUGGAUGAGGAGGUGGCCGCCGCCCAUCUGGACAAGCUGGGGGUGAAGCUGACCAAGCUCAGUGUGAAGCAGGCCAAGUACCUGGGUCUGCCCCAGGAAGGCCCCUUCAAGCCCGACCACUACCGCUACUAAGACACACCCUCCCUCGCCAAGCCCCGCCCACUCCACGGAUGGGGGCGGGAGGGGCACCGGGCGGAGGGCUGACACGGUGGGCGACAGCAGGAGCAGAGGGGGUUUCUGGGAGUUUGAGUUUUUGUGAGGAUGUGGCGGUUGGCUGGUGUGAUGGUUAGGCCCUAGUGCUUUAAUGUUAACCAUGCUGAGGUCUCGCCUCCGUCUGGGUUGUGGUUGUUGGUGAUGAUGAGGAGGGGGGGUUAUCCACAACCGGCCCAAAUCAUUUCAAUCAGUGUUGUAUAAUCAACGGUUGCCGAGAAUCCCAGGCAGCCCGCGGCCGGGCUGGUCUCAGUGCCUGGCUUCUAUCAGUGUUUUAUUAGUUCAUCCCUGGCCAUCCAUUAGAGCCCGACUGGCUGGAUGCUGGCUCCUCUGCCUUGUGCACUAAACCUCUCGCUUACCCACUCAAAGCUCUUUCCUCUGGGUCUGCCUCGCCCCCCCGUGGUCCUCCUGCUGACCUCAGGAGCGCUCUACUUAAAGCACAUCAUUCCUUUAGUUACAGAAUAUUAACCCGACCUGCCACUUGUUAGUUAGCCCCCCCUUACUUCUACCGGGUGUUCAGAUCCCCAAAGCACUGGCUCCACAUAGUCUUAACUCCUUAUUAAGGGCCACCAGUUGACCCUCCUGUGCACCUAACCUCCUCUAAGAUGUUACCCCUCGCUCUGCGUGGGCCUGCUGGGGGCGGCGGGGCCGUUGGAGGCAUGUCGGCGCGCGUUGAUCCGAAGCUGGGAGAGUCGAAGUUCAAUUUAGGUAAUUGGAACUUAAAUGAUUCGUCGUUUCUAUCGAUCAUUCUGGAAUUUUGACUUGAAGAAACAUUCUAGAACGUGCCAGUGUUUUAGAAUGUUCCCCUCCACUAUUCAAUUCAGUUUUUUAUUGGAUAAUUGUCUGGCCAAUCAGCUAUCAUCUUUGGUAGUGAUUAGGGGGGCAACUGGGCAUGGUCAAACUAACCAUGGUUGCAAAACGGUUUCAAGGGUCUGUGUUGUUCAUGACUGAAGGACGUGUUACCUGUCGUGAUGUUAUGAUGCAAUAAAAGACGUUCUACUGGGCUAUA
Messenger RNA from Gadus morhua (Atlantic cod), 2569 nucleotides. It is a transcript of the gene ahcy, whose product is annotated as adenosylhomocysteinase. The transcript has 11 exons. Bases 181 to 1482 code for a protein of 433 amino acids. Gene Ontology annotation, biological process: L-methionine cycle. Lineage: Eukaryota; Metazoa; Chordata; Actinopteri; Gadiformes; Gadidae. The record is from RefSeq and is a predicted model, not a curated record. Gene Ontology annotation, cellular component: cytosol. Gene Ontology annotation, molecular function: adenosylhomocysteinase activity.